This is a messenger RNA of Thamnophis elegans (Western terrestrial garter snake), 5886 nucleotides long. It is a transcript of the gene CLVS1, whose product is annotated as clavesin 1. The record is from RefSeq and is a predicted model, not a curated record. Gene Ontology annotation, molecular function: phosphatidylinositol bisphosphate binding. Bases 1252 to 2250 code for a protein of 332 amino acids. NCBI's taxonomy places the organism in Eukaryota, Metazoa, Chordata, Lepidosauria, Squamata, Natricidae. Gene Ontology annotation, cellular component: membrane. The transcript is spliced from 8 exons.
UGAGCCACAGCAUCCCUAAAGAAUGAUUUAGAAAAAGUAAAAAGUACAGUGCCAAAUUCCUCCCCUAAACAAAUAAUCAAAUAACAAACAGGAGGAAAAUGAAAUGAUUAAAGCCUUAAGUGAAGUAAAAAUGUACAAUGUUGAAUAUCAACAUAGCCAAACAUGGUAAAGUAAGGAUGACUCAUGUCAAGAGCCCAGUGAUAUGCAGACCUUAGUUUGUGUGUUUUUUCUUCCAUCCUUCACAUAAGCCUAUUUAAAAAUGGAAACUUAAGAUGAAAAUAAUGCAAAACAGUGUGUCAAGAGGUGAAGCAAUGUUAUUUUAUUCAUUAUUUUGCAUAUGACCGCACUAUGGAAACCUAAACUGAUCAUAUCACAGUCAUAUACACAGCAAUGAGUCAUGACUUCCCUAAUUUAGAAAACAUUUUAUUGAUUGGUUUUGUUGGAACAAUGGCAAUUAAUCACCCUUUGGAUCUAUUGCAGAUUGUCCAAUGAUACGUUUUUCUUGAUUUAUCUUCUACUUAUCCUGAUAACAAUAACAUAACCUUAAAAUAACCAAUAGGAAAUAUAUUUCUUCAUUCUGGACAAAAAGGGAUAGGUCUCCCUAGAAAAAUCUCCUAAAUGCCUUAAAUCCACAGAAUUAGCUCUCCUUGCUACUAUCGAGACCGGAGAACUGUCACAAACACCUGGCUCACACAUAUAUAGGUGUUCCAAUGAAUUACCUUUCCAUCAUGUCAUAUCAGGAAGACAUUUCUGGAAUCAUCUGUCAGACAGGCGAGAUCUUAUUGUCAUAUGUGCAUUGUGUUCUUCUGCUAUAAGACUGGAUUGAAGACAGAAGGUUUUUAGGACCCAGGAGGGAUGAUUGCUGCCGUGUGGAGAAGCACACACACACUCAUCCAAUCCAAAAAUGCAUAGCCCCGUGGAGGCAGAGCUUGCUCAUUCACAGUUCUUUAGAGAAAUCUUCUGUUGAGGCUGCAAAGAGCGAAAGCUGUCUUACACUCAUCCCUAUCGAUGAGCCAAGAACCACAUCCAGGGUGGAGCUUUCCGGCACUCUAAAGAGAAUGCAAAUUUGUACCUUGGAUGGGUAUCUGGGGAUAUGAAGGGAAAUACCUGUGAAUUUUUUUCCCCACUCAAUAUAAUGCAAGAGAUAAAUGCACUUGAAUGGAUCACCACAUACACUUAGUUGAAUGGGGCCAUUGCAUAUUCUGACCCUAUUUCUAAAGCUAAGGAUUUGGAAAAGCAACUUUUGAAGACAUGACCCAUUUGCAUACUGGACUCAGUCCAGAAAUCAUAGAGAAAGCCCGCCUGGAACUUAAUGAAAACCCAGAUGUUUUGCACCAGGAUAUUCAGCAAGUAAGGGACAUGAUCAUCACAAGACCUGACAUUGGAUUCUUGCGCACAGAUGAUGCCUUCAUCCUGAGAUUUCUUCGAGCCAGAAAAUUUCAUCAAACAGAUGCCUUCAGAUUAUUGGCUCAGUAUUUCCAAUAUCGGCAGCUGAAUCUGGAUAUGUUUAAAAAUUUCAAGGCUGAUGAUCCAGGGAUCAAACGAGCUCUGAUUGAUGGAUUCCCAGGAGUGCUAGAAAACCGCGAUCACUAUGGCAGAAAGAUACUUUUGCUCUUUGCAGCCAGUUGGGAUCAGAGUAGAAAUUCCUUCGUAGAUAUUUUACGGGCUAUUCUCUUGUCCUUGGAAGUUCUGAUUGAAGAUCAAGAGCUUCAGAUAAACGGCUUUGUUCUAAUUAUAGACUGGAGUAAUUUUUCUUUCAAGCAAGCCUCCAAAUUGACCCCUUCCAUCCUCAGACUGGCCAUUGAAGGGUUACAGGACAGCUUUCCUGCUCGCUUUGGAGGCAUCCAUUUUGUGAACCAGCCGUGGUACAUCCAUGCUCUCUAUACUCUAAUCAAGCCCUUCCUCAAAGACAAGACACGGAAAAGGAUCUUUCUUCACGGAAACAAUCUUAACAGCCUUCACCAGCUCAUACACCCUGAUUGCUUACCUUCAGAGUUUGGAGGGACUCUUCCUCCCUAUGAUAUGGGCACAUGGGCUCGGACGUUACUUGGACCGGAUUACAGCGAUGAGAAUGAUUACACUCACACAUCUUACAACGCCAUGCAUGUGAAGCAUUCGUGUUCCAACCUAGAGAGGGAAUGCUCUCCAAAACUCAUGAAAAGGUCUCAAUCUGUGGUGGAACACGGCAUAUUAAAGCACGAAGAACAGAAUGUGAAUGAGAACACCCAGCCACUACUAGCUCUAGACUGAGAUUGAAAGCCCUGUGAAAUGCAGCUGUAUCUUCAGACUUCAGUGGUCCACAAUCCUUCUGAAGCGAAUGACAAGUUUAAUACACAUUAAUGUGCAUUCAGCUUAAAAAAUCCCCAAGCACUCCAUCUUUGUGGAGCAAGUAAUGAUUAUCACCAGCCAUGUGUCUGUGUCCAAAGCCAGAGGUAAACUAUUCCUUGUGGCCCAGAAUAACAAGUAAACAAGUCUGAUUGUAAAACAAUUUUUUUAUAAGAGUGCAUUAUAUUAAUAAUGUCUGGAACACAGAUUGCUUUCAGUGAUCUGUCACUGAAAGAUGAAUCCAUUGAAGUCCUCUCGUAUUGUUUAGGCAGAUAUUUACAGUUUUGUUUAAAUAAAAAUUAGAAGGCGUGCAUGCCUGUGCAUAUACACAUACAUAUGUAUUUACACCACCACUUUAAAAAUGACUUAAGUAUUGCAGUAAGAAGCCAAGCUUGGUUUGCAGCACAGAAGUAUCACGUCCAAAGUUUUUCCUAAUUAAUCUCCCAUUAUCACCAGCAGCAUGGUAUCGAUCAUAUUUACUAGGGAUAGUAGAAAUUGUAAUCUAACCUUUUUGGAGGGCACCCAGCUGGGAAAGUUGGCAUGUGUGAAAUACAUGCAAACACAAGCAGGGUGUCUUGAAUGUCUUGGGAGAUUAAUAUUCCAAUUGAGGAUUUCUCGUUUAGGUCAAUUGAGCUCAGCAGAAUUCCCUUAAGUAUAUUUUCUCCUGCAAUCAGUUAAAGAUCUAGCCAAGUCAGGUUUACUGACUGCAUAUUUGGUUAUGUUUAUAAUAGAAAGAAAAAGCUUGGGAUCAGUUAUUGAAUAUACUACCAUUAGAAAGAAAAGUGGAAUAAAUCAUAAAAUAUCCAGAGAUCAAAAGCCAAAGAACAGAUUGCUAUGCUAGACUUUGUUCUGUUUUGGGCUCCAUUCAAUUCCUAUAAAGAAAUAAAAACAAACACUUUUUUUUAAACAAAUCAGUUAUAUCAACAUUAUUUUUAUUGUCAUUUUAUUUCUUCAGAUACAGUAAGCACUUCAGUUGGAUAUCAAAAUAUGACAUAGCAGUAUUUAGCAAUUUUUAAUCAGAGAAUAUUUAAACCAUAUUCUAAAGAGGUUUAAUCACCAUUGACCAAGGAUGGCUAUGCAACUCCUAGGUGGUGGUCUGAAGCAGUGAUGUUUUUCAGCAGUGGCCAUAAAUGAUGAAUCAAAUCAUAUGUUGCUAUCAAACAUCUUUAGUGGAGACUUGAUUUUUCAGGAAUUGUCUAAUCUACAGUGCUAAAAUAUUGCUUGUACAUUUUUCUACAGAGAUAAUAUACUUUAAUUAACAUUGCUAUUGUCCAAGAGCUGAGUAUGACUUUCUUUCUUCUAUGAAACCAGUAAUGCUCCAUCAGUCCUUUCUUCUAAGUGAAAUACAGGGUCUCCAUUCAUAAAGGAAGCUUACUCUGGACCACUGGGUCUGGGUCAAAAAUCAACGUUUUUUGGUUGUUGUUUUUUUUGCCAUGGAACCAACAAUGAAAACUGUUAAUCAUAACCAAGCAAGUGAGUUUUUAAUCAAUGUAUGAUUUAGGGAAAAUGUGCUGCACUUAUGUUUCAGGAGGAUGUCAUACCCUCCAAAAACAAUGACCAAAUGCAUUGUAAAUUUUGAAAACAGGCUUCAACAAGCAUUAAAAACCUAUCUAAAGACAUGUGUAAUUUAUUUUCACAAUGAAAGAAUGUUUGGCACUUGUUCUUUUUUCACUCACUACUCACCACUUUCACAUAUGUUUCUUGCUUUCAGUGGGUUUUACACACUAAUUGAUUACAUCCACUGAUUUCAGCUGCCUCUCAGAUUCUUCCAUGCCACAUGGGUUAGGGUUAUUGCUAUUGAUCAAUGUUUGGCAGUUAGCUCUGUAAAUUUAGGUACCAACUCAAUAAUCCCAAGAAGGAUAUUGUACCAAUCAAUUAUGCCUGCGGUGGACAAAAAUGGUUGGGCAUGAGAUUUUAACGUUUAUGGUGGCCAAAACAAAGAAAAAAAAGUCAGACAUCUUAUUGGUGUGCUAUACAUAAAAUCCACAGACAUUCAAGGUAGCAAUUUCAACUCAGAUAAUAAAUCCUGAAAUUGUGAAGUAAAUAAGCUUGUGUGAAGAUUAUAAUAUACUUUGAAAAUAUCACAGGAAUAUCUUUCCUGAAGAAUCUUAGUAUUACUAAGGUUGAAGAUGAAUAUGUUUUAAGUCUGCAGUUGUACAGUGCAUCACUUUUUUUAAUAUGCUUCUUACAGUAACAUAGAGGAGUAUAAUAACUUUUAAAAUAAAAAAGUCAAAACCGAAACAUGUAUACCCUGUGCAAUAUACUUUUCAGUUAAGGGUUGCUAGCAGCAGUAGUUCAAGGAAACUGUGCUUCAUUACUUUGAGUCAAAACUCAGAUUUGAUACUGAAACAGAAUGUGGUGCAUGUGUUAGGAUAGUAAAAUUAUUUGGAAAUAAUGCUUUGGACUUUACCAAAGCAUGAACCUUGAGCCUUUGCAUAUUUAUUAAUGCAUCUGUUUUUGAAUUUUCUGCACCAGAAUUAAAAAUGGCGCAGUUACUGCUAUAAGGCAUUAGUUCAUGGGGAAUCCUGAAAAUAAAAAGAUGCUUUUAAUCCAUUAAUACUAUAGAGAUGAUGGCCUUGUUCCUCAUAAGGUCCAGAGCUUCUCUUUAAAGGAUGUACAGCUCUAGGGCCUGUCUCUCUCUGCGCAUCUGUACACCCAUGCACAUACACCAGCAGCCAUACACUAGUUUUGAAAGCUCUUGAAUUUAAGGCACAGAAUGCCAUACCACAAGCAUUCUUAAAUUUUGAAAUAUCAUCCUAAAAUGAUAAUGAAUGUGUAUGAGAACCCCUCUUCCCAGGAAUUAAAUUAAUAAUUUUAUUUUGAUUAGGGUUGUACAUGAAAUAAAUAUGGAGUCUUGGUAUUCUCUGAGUUUGAUUGUUUGCUGACAGAUGAACCCUACUGAUGAUGUUAUUUAGUUGGGUAAGGAAACAUCUACAAACGAACCAAGUCCGAAGAAUGCCAAGAACUCCACAAUUCUAUCAUAAGCUAUAGAUAUUCUUUUCUAUAAAAUACUCUUUGUAAUUAUUGAAUUACAAAUUAUAUAUCAAAAAGCAAUGAUAGAAUCUUGCAACUUUACUACAUAAAAUAUUUUAUUUGAAAUAAAAAAAAUUAAAUGGGAGUCUAUCAUUUUUAAUGGGAAGGACACAUAAAUUUGCUUGAUUUUGCAUAAUCUCUGAAACCAGUCCUGCAUAUUCAUUAGAGGCACCUUCCACACCAUCUAUCAUUUAUUUUUGGCCCAUAUUUGUUUUUUAUAGCAACAAUAGAAUCAUACUAAAAGGGUGCUCCAAACUUUAAUCAGCAGACUGGGUAUAGUUAGCUAUUUGCUUUCUAUAUUUACCUUCCCCAAAAUCCAUUAUGGAAGACUAGUCAUUUAAAAUAUUUUUUUUUAAAACUGAAAUUCUAUAACUUGCAUAUUUUACAGAAAUUCCAAAGAAACAGGUACACUAUUGAUGGGUUGCUACCAGACUAGCAAGUUGCAAAAGAUAUACUAUUUAUUUGGCAGAGAUGCCGAAUAAAGACUCAAUAAUAUUUCUGAGAGACGCCAAACAACAUAGUUUUCUA